Molecule: messenger RNA, 7178 nt
Organism: Cinclus cinclus
Lineage: Eukaryota; Metazoa; Chordata; Aves; Passeriformes; Cinclidae
Gene: SLC35F5
Product: solute carrier family 35 member F5
Exons: 16
Coding region: 348-1790 (480 amino acids)
Biological process (GO): regulation of peptide transport
Cellular component (GO): membrane
Source: RefSeq, a predicted model, not a curated record
UUCUUUGUAAUACCAAAAGUAGGUAAGGAUCCUGUUUUCUUGCAGUUCAGGGCUGCCCUACUGGAAUUUUUGAUGCAGACCAGUCCUUAAGGUUCUAGAUCUGUAUGUCCCCAACACUUAGAACUUAAGCUGCAGAAGACACUUGUGGAACUUGAAAUUGUAGGCAGUAUUUUGCAAAGCUAAAUGCUCAAUAUAUCUAUGCACAUGAUGUUUCAUGCUAUGGUUUUGUUGUUUUUUUUGUUUUUUGUUUUCUUUUUUUAGGAGACUACGUUCACUUUGACAUGAAGUGUGAAGUUUGUUAGGCACCACUUUUGUUUCUUUAUUACAGUUAUUGUGGAAGGUUCCAAAUGGUGUGGGUUUUUAUCAUGAACAGGAUGAGCUCCCAGAGCAGUUCAUCUACUCAGCGCAGGCGAAUGGCUCUAGGAAUUGUCAUUCUCCUCCUGGUUGACGUGAUCUGGGUGGCCUCUUCAGAACUCACUUCUUAUGUUUUUACAAGGUACAACAAACCCUUUUUCAGUACAUUUGCAAAAGCAUCUAUGUUUGUUCUAUACCUCUUGGGAUUUAUUGUUUGGAAGCCAUGGAGGCAGCAGUGUACUCGUGGUUUUCGUGGAAGGCAUGCAGCUUUUUUUGCAGAUGCUGAGGGUUAUUUUGCUGCUUGUGCAACAGAUACCACUGUGAACAGUUCUCUGAGUGAACCUUUAUAUGUUCCUGUAAAGUUUCAUGAUUUGCCAACUGAAAAAAAUGGCAGUAAUAGUAAUGAUGCAGAGAAAACUCCCAAAAAGCCUCGUGUGAGGUUCAGUAACAUCAUGGAGAUCCGGCAGCUCCCAUCAAGCCAUGCUUUGGAGGCAAAGCUGUCACGCAUGUCAUAUCCAGCAGUGAAGGAGCAGGAGUCCAUCUUAAAAACUGUAGGAAAACUCACUGCGAGCCAAGUAGCAAAAAUUAGCUUUUUCUUUUGCUUUGUGUGGUUCUUGGCAAAUUUCUCAUACCAAGAAGCUCUGUCAGAUACCCAAGUUGCCAUAGUUAAUAUCUUGUCAUCGACCUCUGGGCUUUUUACAUUAAUCUUAGCUGCAGUCUUUCCCAGUAACAGCGGAGAUCGGUUUACCCUGUCCAAAUUAUUAGCUGUUAUUUUAAGCAUUGGUGGUGUGGUACUGGUUAACCUUUCUGGAUCUGAAAAAUCUGCUGGAAAAGAUACAAUAGGUUCCCUUUGGUCUCUUGUAGGAGCAAUGCUGUAUGCUGUCUACAUAGUCAUGAUAAAAAGGAAAGUAGAUAGGGAGGAUAAACUUGACAUACCAAUGUUCUUUGGUUUUGUAGGACUGUUUAAUCUGUUGCUGCUGUGGCCAGGGUUUUUUCUGCUGCACUAUACUGGGUUUGAAGCAUUUGAAUUUCCCAAUAAACUGAUAUGGAUGUGCAUUGUUAUAAAUGGCCUUAUUGGAACAGUUUUGUCAGAGUUCCUCUGGCUGUGGGGCUGCUUUCUUACCUCAUCACUGAUAGGCACACUUGCUCUAAGCCUUACAAUACCUCUGUCCAUAAUAGCUGACAUGUGCAUGCAGAAGGUGCAGUUUUCCUGGUUAUUUUUUGCAGGAGCAGUACCUGUAUUUUUUUCAUUUUUCAUUGCAACUCUCUUGUGUCACUAUAACAACUGGGAUCCAGUGAUGGUGGGAAUCAGAAGAAUUUUUGCCUUUAUUUGUAGAAAGCAUCGAAUUCAGAGAGUGCCAGAAGAAAGUGAGCAGUGUGAAAGCCUCAUCCCUAUGCAUAAUGUUUCACAGGAUGGAGACAGCUGCUGUUCAUAGACAAAAGUUUAAAAAUGGAAUGAUGCCCAGCGAAGAGACAAUCUUCUGGAAAAGUCCCUAAGGAAUCAUGUUUCAGUGCCUACUCUAAUUUUGUAGUAAAAAUAAGAAGUUUCAGUUCUUUUGAAACUCUAAAUUCCUUCUUUCUUGCUUUCAUGUGAUUUUAUAAAUGAACAGAUUUACUACAUGCCUGUCACCAUAGGGAGUCAGUCUAUCUGAGCAGCCACCUUGCCUUAUAACACUUGAGCUGGUGACAUUACUUGACAAAAUCAAGAAAGCAAAUGCUGUUAAGUGAUUUCUUUUUUUUUAAGUCACAAUUUUGUUAAAUGCUGGACAAUAUUAUUUUUAAAAGAUACUUUAAAGUGAGUUAUGUAAAUAAGUUUGCAGGUCAUCAAGUCUUACAGGCUUUCAGAUGAAAAGCUAAAUAGAUAUGUUACCUGUAGUAGGUACAAAUUAAAUUUUUUUAUGUUGUAUAAACUAUUUGCAUAUUAAUAGAUGAAAAUAGAAAAAUAAUUUAUUAAGUGCAUUCUUAUAAUUACUGAGGCAGGAUCUUUGUACGGUCCUGGAACACUACAUAUAUAAUGUCUUAGGCCAUUUUGAGUAGCCUUGUAAUGGCAAUGGGUGCUGAUGUUUAAAAAUCAAAAAAAUUGCCCAACAAUCAGGAAUGUUUAAAACUUCAGUGAAUGGUAAAUUAUUUCUAAUUGCAAUACAUUUGGGUAUACAUUCUUAUACAUGCUUCAAAACAGACUGGUUCUGUAACCCAUUCUCAAUCCCUGUUGUCUCUCAGACAUGAAAAAUUUCAGGUGUAGUUGCCACAUUGUGAAAGAGAUCAAAUUAAUUGUGAAAGUUUUCAGUCAGUGGGUUGAUGCUACACUAAUUUGCAAAGCAAUAUGAAAAGGAAAGGUGUUUGCAUUGAUUUUUCUUUCCCCCCAGCUGUAUUAAUAAAUUUAUUCUAAAACUGAUAAUUAUCUUCCUUCCAGUGCAGUGUUUUAUCCUUUUUAAUACAGAGAAGCUAUAUUAAUUAUAUUCAGGAAUAUACAAAAUUAGUCAAUGCUGUUUUUCAGCUCCUGGCCUAUAAGGCACUUAGAUCAAAGUUAAUUUUGGCUUUUGAUGAAUUUUAUAUUUUUUAUAAUGAAUGUAAGAUGGAUUUUUAGCCAGGAGUAUUUUCUUCCACACAACAAGGUUAUUAAUAAUGUAGUGUAUUUCUGCUGUCCCUCCACACAAAUACAGAAGGAUGACAUAGCAGAAAUACCUAUUCAUGUUUUUGCACUCAGUAAUGAUCCUUCCAAAAGCAAUUUUGGUCUUUUGGUAAUAAAACUUUUAUUUGAGAGGGAAUGCAGGAAAGCAACAUGCUUGAGCUCUACAUUUAUAGAAGAAUUCGAGCCAGCAGCUGGAAUUUAAUAUGAGAACUGUGUGUAGAGAAGGAUGACAAAAUGAUCCUGGGCUAUUAUGUUCAAAUAUUUAACCUUCAUCAAGCUUUUCCUUCCUGUUUUUAAUACUGGAUUGCACUACAAACGUUGCUGAUCUGAGGCAUCUCUUUAAAAUGAGGUAGUAAGUCCUUCUUGGACACUAAAAUAAGUGUCUGAUAAAUAAAAUAUUAAAAAAAACCCCAAAAAACAAAACCAACUACAAUGAAAUCACAAACCCAAAAACAACAAGAAAGUCAGUUAAAUUUCAUGGUUAAAUUUCCAAACCCCACAAGUAGACGAGUAGGAUAUACAGUAGGUUGAACUAAUUUUAUUUUGGUAGAAUUUUCAGGCAUUUUUUGAUCAGUGGAGUUCCCUCUGGGAAUGCCUGUGAGGGGUAGGGGCUGUAGGACAUGGCUGGUCUGGCUGGCCAGGAGCUGGCUGCAGGGACUGCACACAGGUUUUGGAUUUGACCUUCAAAAUUAUGACAAAUUUGGAGGAUGUUUGCUUUAACUUUUUUUAAGAAGUAUUGUUAAUGCCUACUCACAAAAAAAAAAGUCUCUUUUCAGUUAAUGAAAUGUUUCAAUGAGAACCUGCAGAAUAUUUAAGACCUGGCAUGAACUCCAGAUUUGAAUCAGCUGGGACUUGUGGCAUCAGUGCAUUAAGCCUGGGAAAACUGAGUUUGCUUUCAGAUGGGCAAUGGCAGUAUUUGUAGCAAAAUUUUCUAUUAUGUUUUCUGCAGUUGGUCAUGCAAACAGGAUUGGAUCUGUAAUGUCAAAUGUGCAGUUGCUAUUUAUAUUUGCCCUUAUGUUCAUGGCUUAAAGUCCAAGAUCAUCAUAGCCUCUCAUGUAUAUGACUGUUAAUUUGCAUUACUCAUUAAUUUGAGAGGUUAAGGAAAGAAGUACUAAGAGAAUAUUCUUCUGUCUCUGACCCCAGGAAUGUUGAAGAACAUUCAGUAAACUCAAAGUCAGGGCUUUCCAAAAUUUUUUGUUAUUAACAAAAAUGUGUUAAUUUUUUUUAAUAAGAUAUGAAAUAUUUUUAUCUCCUGGCACUAGGUAUCUUAAGCUGUGUUUUUGCAUUAAAUUACAGUUCUUUAAAUAGUAGGAACAAAACAAAUUGUCCUUGCUGAAAGGAUUUUUAAACAGUGGUGCCCCUGUAGUUACAGGAAAUGUGUUACACUUUUAAUUACAGAAGCUAUGACAUAACAUUGUUCCUGCAUUUAAUAGAAUGUGAUGGGAUUUUUUCUACAAAACCUUGUGAUUUUUAGUACAGUGAUAUUUUAUAAAUAUAAUGUCUGAUUUGAAAUGUAAAUUGCAUAGCUCUCUAAUGGGUGCUUGGUAAAUGCUCAAGAGAUUUAGCUUUGAUUCUCAGGUACCUCUGAUGCAAUGGAGACAUGCUGGGUUUUUCUUCCCCGUGACACAACUGGAAUGUGAAGGAGCUCUCAUGAGUGCUUUACCUCUGUGUGGUAGUGUAUAUUGUCAUUGCUCUUACUGUUUCAAUUUGGUGAUGUCUUCAUUCUGACUUACAUGUAGGAACCACGUAUGCUUUCGAAAUAUAAUGUUGAGCAUUUCUUUGCCACUAGAUGGUUAAGGAACAGUGAUUUCCCAGGCCUGCAAAAUGGGAAAUGAAUACUAUGUGUUGCUCUGUCAAACUAUUGAACUAAUUCCUGUAAUCCUUUGAGACAACCAACAAUUUCUUCCAUGCAUGCAAUUGAGGUUUUGGGGCUGUUUGGUUUUUAUAUAUGAAAGAAAUGCUGAUAAUUUUCCAAAAGCUACAGGGCAUGCCUUUGCUUCUAGGGUGAGUCUCACCUAGUUUGAUAAGCAAUUUGCUGAAAUUCAAAACAAAGGCAAAAAAGGAUUUCAGUUUUGCAAAAAAUUGCCGCUUUGUGUUGGAUUUUAGUCACAAUGAAAAUGUGUUCACUACAAGGGACUGCUGCAGAUGUAAUGCUGGUUCAGCAAGGGAUAGAAAUGCCACAUCUGUAACAAAGUCCAGGGCACAUGAGUGCUCCUGAAGGCACUUAGGGCUUGCUUUUUGGCUUUCCCAGUCUUCACUGCAUCCUGCUCCUUGGCUUCUAGCCUCUGGGAAUGCCUGUGAGGGGUAGGGGCUGUAAGACAGGGCUGGUCUGGCUGGCCAGGAGCUGGCUGCAGGGACUGCACACAGACUCAGAAGCUGGAGGCUGAGGCACAGCCUGGGUGUCCCUGUGGGUAUUUUGUGGAAAAGGGGCAGGGCUGUUGUUCAACCCCGGGGGAGCUGCAGGUGAUUCUUGGUCUAAUCAUGGCAGACCUCCUUGGAACUACUAACAAAAACAGGAGAGCCUGCAAAUUGCUUUUCUUGGUGUGUGCUGCUGUAAUUGUCAUUCCUGUCACAAUACUCAUGCCUAGGUACUGCUAUUCACAGCUGUGAUGGUUUUAAAUAAGGUGGCAAAACGAUUUCUUUGUGAUUCUUGGUUCCAUUUCUCUCAGUGUUGAAUGUUGUCUUUCUUAUUCCCUACUAAAAGACCCUCCUAUCUUAGGGAAAUUAUGUUACUGAGCUAAACUAAGCUAUCAGAGGACAGGGAAAACCAGUUAAAUUUUGGAGAUAGACUGAGUUUAUGGACACACUUUGAAUUUCAUAUGGAAAUAGUCCUCAGAAAGGCGGAGUGUAAAUGAAGUGAAGAACUGCCAUGCUCAAAAAUCAAGAAACAAACUGAUGUGAACAGCACUGUUGGGUUGUAUGGCUAACUGUAGGAUGGUGCUUGGAAUCAGUUUUCCUUACUUGGGAUAAGUUUUGAGUUAGUUACCAUUUCUGUUCUGGCUGUCGCAUAUAGUGGCUGCAAUUUAAUAGUUAUAAAUCCAGUAGCAUUUAUGUGAUUCAUAAACUGUUAUGCAUUUUUCCCCUAUCUAAUCCACUGUUUCAUUAAUGUGUGUUUUGUUUUACAUGAUCAUUGCAGGGCAUGAUUUCUCAGGGAAAUAUGGAUGAUACCGUACGUUGUGAGAGCUGAUAACUAUUUCCUGCUUUUAACAUUAAACAUUUCCAGAUUUCACUCAAACAUUUCACGUCAUGUAACUUCCAUGUUGAAUUUCCUUAGGCUUAUCAGUCUGUACAGUUUGCUGAUAAUUCAGAUCUUCUGGGAGCACAACAAGUUCCAGAUAUCCAAGUAUCCUCUAUGAAACAUCUUUAUGCAUCAUCUUUUAACCAUUUUCCUCAGUGAAAGCAGAACGUGAAUUGCUGAUGUGUAUUGCAUUUGCACUUGAAAACCUGAUUUCAGAGUGUGUUAACCUUGAUCUAUUUUUGAUAAAAAAGAAAUGUAGCAUUUUAAUCUAAUUUCCAUUUAAUGGUAAGGAUAUUCAUGCAGAGAAAAACAUAUAUCAGGGCUUGAUGCAGUGAUUUUUAAGCCAAGGAAACAGCAGGAUGGCAGUGGUAAAUCUGAAAUGAAGAUGCAUAUCUGUUCAGAAACUCUGGUUUCCUCCUGCCCUCUUUAUACCAAAUUGUGUCUCCAUUAUUCCAGAAUAAUACAGGUGAAGCAAGAACCAGAGCUUUUACCCUUUGUUCUCUAAAAGUGAACAUUGGCUUUUGCCUGGAGUGUCUUUUUCCUGACACUUCAUUUUCUGAUGGGAGGUCAGUUAAAUAAAAAAAAAUAGAAUAAGUAUUUUUAAUUAAAAUCAGAUUUAAGAUAUUAAUUAUUUUGAAAUUCUCUGUAUUAAUAGAGAUCUAAUGAAUGGAAAUUGAAGUCCUAUAUUGCAAAUAUUGAACCAUGUUUAUAUAUUUUUAACAAAACCAGUAUAUAUAUGAAUAUUUGAAACAUGCACGAAGGUGGAAAUUGGAAGAUUGUUUUUACGUUGAAAGGUUUAUAAAUUGAAAUUCUUAAUAUCCAGUACCAAAACCCUAUAAAAGGGCUAAUGAAAAUGUAAUGUAUUCUGAUUAACAGCCUGUGUAAUACAGUCAAUGGGUGUGAUGUUUUUGUUCUGUACUAUAUUUAUUAUAUGUAAGUAAACAAUAAAGAUUA